Molecule: messenger RNA, 903 nt
Organism: Ailuropoda melanoleuca (giant panda)
Lineage: Eukaryota; Metazoa; Chordata; Mammalia; Carnivora; Ursidae
Gene: MRPS18A
Product: mitochondrial ribosomal protein S18A
Exons: 6
Coding region: 11-631 (206 amino acids)
Biological process (GO): mitochondrial translation
Cellular component (GO): mitochondrial small ribosomal subunit; ribosome
Molecular function (GO): structural constituent of ribosome; small ribosomal subunit rRNA binding
Source: RefSeq, a predicted model, not a curated record
GGAAGCGGAUAUGCACAAGAGGUCACCGCUGGUUUUCAAGAUGGCGGCCCUCAAUGUGCUGCUGUCCCCCUGUGGACGGCUGCUUCGAGGGCUCCUGGCUAGCCCGAUCGCGACCAGCUGGGCUCGGCUUCCAGCUCGCGGGUUCAGGGAAGUGGUGGAGACCCAAGAAGGGAAGACGACUAUAAUCGAAGGCCGGUUAACGGGGACUCCCAAGGAGAGCCCAAACCCCCCCAACCCCUCUGGCCAGUGCCCCGUCUGCCGGUGGAACUUGAAGCACAAGUACGGCUAUGAGGAUGUUCUGCUGCUCAGUCAGUUCAUCCGGCCUUGCGGAGGCCUGCUGCCUCGAAGGGUCACAGGCCUGUGCCAGGAGGAGCACCGCAAGAUUGAGGAGUGUGUGAAGAUGGCCCACCGAGCAGGUCUCUUGCCAAAUCACAGGCCUCGGCUUCCUGAAGGAUAUGUUCCAAAGAGCAAACCCCAACUCAACCGGUACCUGACCCGCUGGUCGCCCCGCUCUGUCAAGCCCAUCUAUAACAAAGGCCACCGCUGGAACAAGGUGCGCAUGGCCGUGGGGUCACCCCUCCUGAAAGACAACGUCUCCUACUCAAGAAAGCCUCUGAUGCUGCAUCACUGACUGGGAGCAGGGCUCCCUGAGGGUGUGACCAGAGCUCCCGCACGCGGGCCCAUCCUGCCACGGCGGCCCAGCUCCUGCGGCAGGUGCGGCGGGCAGUGGGACUGACUUCAGUGCCCUCGGCCUGCCUGGCAGCAGCACCGGCAGAGGGGGGCGGUGGUGAAGGGUCCCUGAGCAGCAGCUGUGGUCUCAUGACCGCCUUGGGUCACGCUCAGUGCUGGGCACCAGGAGCUCUCCCCAAAGGAGCAUCAUAAACCAGGCUCUCGGACUCUGCC